AUGUCAGCUUCGCUAGAUUCAGCGUUGGAUCCCAUGGAAGAAAUACGAUUCCGCAAGAAACACGGUGCUAUUUGGAUGGAAAUACAGAAAGACACACAUUUCAAUUUUGACGAGUUAGAACAAAUAAUGGUGAUUUUUUUCAAAAUACAAAAGAGGGACGAGAAACCAGCUGGGUCGGAUUUAAUAUCAAGGGCACAUUUCAGAGAUGUUCUUCAUACUGGUUUGGGGAUGACGGACGCAUAUAUGAUGGAGCGGGUCAUGGUGGCCCUGGAUAGAGGGACAUCUCCCUAUGUUACCAUGGCAACGUUUGCCAAAGCAAUGUCUUUGUAUCUUCGAGGCGAUCUGGAGGAGCGUAUUUCUUAUGCAUUUACGUGUUACGAUCUGCUGGGUGAGGGACAUUUGCGUAGAGAGACAAUGUACCAAUGUAUGAAGAAAAGCAUUUCCAAGGCCUCGCGGGACGAUGAUGUGGAAGAAGCUGUGAAGGAAUUUGUGGACAUAAUGCUGAAGCGAAUGGACGUAGACGUGGAUGGGGUCAUCAGCUUCGAGGAUUUCCACAAGUCGGUAACACGGACGCCUUCCCUCCUGGAGAGCCUGGGCUACUGCUUGCCUGAACGACCCGCUGUGUACGCGUUUCUCGCCACUUGGUGCCCGAACUGGCGCAAAAUGUAG
Molecule: messenger RNA, 669 nt
Organism: Zerene cesonia (dogface butterfly)
Lineage: Eukaryota; Metazoa; Arthropoda; Insecta; Lepidoptera; Pieridae
Product: EF-hand calcium-binding domain-containing protein 1-like
Exons: 5
Coding region: 1-669 (222 amino acids)
Molecular function (GO): calcium ion binding
Source: RefSeq, a predicted model, not a curated record